Messenger RNA from Anopheles stephensi (Asian malaria mosquito), 2458 nucleotides. RefSeq names its product CLIP domain-containing serine protease B15-like. The coding region runs from base 24 to 1721 and encodes 565 amino acids. The record is from RefSeq and is a predicted model, not a curated record. Gene Ontology annotation, molecular function: serine-type endopeptidase activity. Gene Ontology annotation, biological process: proteolysis. NCBI's taxonomy places the organism in Eukaryota, Metazoa, Arthropoda, Insecta, Diptera, Culicidae. The transcript is spliced from 5 exons.
GUCAGUAACGUUCGUCGUCUGCGAUGGGUAAGUUGUGGAGCGUUGUUUUAGGUGUGGCACUGUUCGCCGCGCAAGGUCAAGGGUGCGGCGAGCGUAAGGUGGACUAUGCGAAGCUGAUUCUGGGCGGUGAGGAUGCAAUCUCGGGUCAGUGGCCAUGGCAUGCGGCCAUCUUCCAUCGGAUCGAGCGUACGUUCCUGUAUCAGUGUGGUGGUGCCAUCAUCAACCAGAACACGAUACUAACGGCUGCUCAUUGCGUGCAACUUAACAACGGUGUCAUCACGGUGGAUCGUUUGUCGGUGCAGGUAGGCCGCACGUAUCUGUACGCAGCCGAAAGUCACACACAGGAACAUCAGGCCGACCGGAUCAUCGUGCACGAAGAGUACAGUGCGGCUCUGGUCCGGCACGAUAUAGCACUGAUCAAGCUCGCGACAGACAUCAAGUUCACGGACUACGUGCAGCCGGUGUGUCUGUGGGAACGUUCCAAGGUGGAUAUCGGUGUGUUGGUAGGACGCGUCGGGUCUGUGGUUGGGUUCGGAAUAACUGAAGUUGGCGAAGUAGCCGAUCGGUUGCGUGUGGCGUACAUGCCCAUCGUGGACUUCCAAACGUGUCUGGAAAGUAAUCGCAAUCUGUUUGGCCGCGUCCUGACGCGGAAUGUGUACUGUGCCGGAUUUCGCAAUGGAACAACGGUGUGUGGCGGUGACAGUGGAGGCGGCAUGUACUUCGAGAUCGAGAACCGGUGGUACAUUCGGGGCAUUGUUUCGUUCAGUGGACAGAACUGUCAGUCGGCAGACUUUGCUGGGUUUAGCGAUGUGGCGACGUACCUCGACUGGAUCAACCGGUACACGAGCGGCACACCGAACAGUCCGUAUUCGGCAACCGUCAUCGAUAAACAACAGCUGCUGUCGUUGGACAUCUGCGGUGUGAAUAAUUACCCCGGGACGGCCGAAGAUGGGAAACCAGUUUUUCAAGGUUACCCGUGGUUGGGUGUGAUUGAGUAUCAGCAGAUCAGCACCGGGCAGCGGCGUUUGCUGUGCCAGGGAACGCUAAUUACCCGCCGAUAUGUUUUGACGGCGGCACAGUGUGUUUCGCUGCCCGCGAACUCUUAUCGGCUCGCUGGUGUACGGCUGGGUGAAUUUGAUACGGGUUACGAUCCCGAUUGUGGCAUCGUUGAGGGUCGCCGAGAGUGUCAACCUCCGGUGCAAACAGUUCCAGUGGAGCAGAUAAUCGUCCACAGUGGUUUCAACAAUCCAGCGUUCGCCAACGAUCUUGCACUGUUACGCCUCCGGCAGCAGGCCAACGUUGACCAAGACAACAUCAAACCGAUCUGUCUACCCUUCUCGACCGCACUCAAGUCGCAUAAGCCUUCGUACUACAUCCGCACCGGAUGGCUAGCGAGAAGCUCCAGCACCGUCCUGUACCGUAGCUUUCCCAGCUCGAUCGAAUCGGUUGGCUGUCAGGAUGCGUACAACGAUCAGGAUGUACCGCUGGAAAAAACCUACGGCCAGAUAUGUAUCCGUCGAGACAAUCCGUCCACCGGUGUCUGUACGUUCAAUAUGGCCGCCACACCGCUACAAUCGGUGCAGGUGGUUGGCCCAAGCGAACGGUACGUCCUGUACGGAUUGCUCUCGUUCGGUCCAAAGCAAUGUCUGGAAACGUACCCGGACGUGUACACGGCUGUUGCACCGUACGUUGAUUGGAUCGUCUCAAACCUGAAGCCCUAAACCCGACACGCAGAUCCGCAAGGACGUCUCGCCUACCCUUGAUACACCUGCAAUUUGCACGCAUGAUUCAUUCGCUUACCGAAAUCAUACCGGCACGCGCCGCCGCCAGGUUGGUAAGAUAGAAGAGCAUCCCGUUCGGCGCCCAGAUUCCGACGCGAUCACCCUGCCGCAGACCGAGCUGUAGGAAGGAAGCCGCCAGACGAUCUACCUGUGCAGAAAAAGGAAAACAGAUGCGUUCAAUGUACACCGUGCCAUUCGCAAAAUGGUUGAUUCUCUAUGGGGCCAGUUGUAAAAGUUCGUCUCGCCGCCGACAAUCGUGUAAUUGAUGUUAAUUGGCUCUCUGGGCAAACAGAAGCAGCCGCCAAUUUAAAAUAGGGACGUACGGUAAGCGGCUUACCUUGUCUAGGACGGCGGCAUAGGUGAGCCUUGCGCCCGCUUCGUGACACGCUACGAUGGCCUCAUUGUUUGGGAACUGUUCCGCCGCCAGUCGAAGAUGUUGGCCCACGUUCCGAUAGACCAGAGGUUUACUGCCUAUGUGGUGAAUGUAGCUUUGCUGCUUCUCGUGCGUGCUCGGAGCAACCGUUGAUUGGGUGCGAAUCGUUUGCAGAAUCCUUGGUACAGUUUAAGGAUAAUUGAAAACGGAGAAAAAGGGGUUAUAGAUGUUUAUGAUAUCUUAAGGUGUUCAAGUUUAAAGAUUUGUUUCAAUUUAGCAAUAGGCUUCUUCUGCUUCUGCUUCU